Canariomyces notabilis is the source of this 1113-nucleotide messenger RNA. RefSeq lists its product as uncharacterized. The transcript is spliced from 3 exons. The coding region runs from base 95 to 631 and encodes 178 amino acids. NCBI's taxonomy places the organism in Eukaryota, Fungi, Ascomycota, Sordariomycetes, Sordariales, Chaetomiaceae. The record is from RefSeq and is a predicted model, not a curated record.
CCAGAUCAUCCAGAAACCAUCUACAUUAUCGACACCCCGAAGCGACACUAGAAAGACAUUCAUCACGGCUUGCUCCCAGAUAACCUAGCUCACCAUGGACGAGUACUACAUGUAUGAGCAGCCGCCCCAGCAGCCUGAGCAGACCCAGCCCGUCAUGUUCAGGCCGGCGAGUGCAGAGGAUUGGGAACCCUACAAGGACGUCAUCGCGCACCUGUAUAACAACAUGAAGCUGAAGGAUGUCAUGACGGAAAUGCAGGUUUCCUACAACUUCAAGGCAACCGAGAAGCAGUACAAGACACAAAUCAAGAAGUGGAACCUCGACACCAAGUACAUCAAGGGGUCAGAGUACAUGUUCAUGAUCAAGACACUGCGCGAACGGCAAGCAGCACACCCCGGGAAAGAGACGCGGUUCAUCCUCCGAGGGCGGGUGGUAGACCCCAAAGACAUCUCGCGCUUCGAGAAGCGGGCGCAAAAGAAAGGACUGAUCAAGGAUGGUGACCCUAUAGAGGUCCAAGAGCCAGUUGAAGAUCUGGUGUUUGGUACACCAUCUCCAGAACCGUCGACUUCAUAUUCGAAUUCGGCGUCUUACACCACCUGUAUGAGUCUCCUGCCCCUAAUGGGUGCUGCUUAGCUACCCCCUGAAUUCUGACAAGUUCGUUGCGAACAGACGACAACAACAUCGAUUAUACGUACACAUACUGAGCUCCACGCGAGUACUGGGAAACCUGCGGCCGCCGAUUAGCAGUUGAGCAUCCUCAGUUGCGAAAGAGCGAAUAAAGCAUCAACGGCAAACAACGAUCCCGAGUGUCCGACCGCCAGGGCCCGAGCCCCCUAACCCAUUGUAACAACAACUGACGAUCAGCCAUGAUAGAAUUGAUGACGGUUAUGGAUACCUGUAUUUUUGUCUUUCCAUUAUUCUCCUCUCCGUUGCUAUUUUUGAAUCUCUUUUGGAUUCUAUUCUUCUCUCCUUGAUAUUAUUUUCGCUUUAGACUCGCAGACAUUGCUACACUACAUGGAGUCAUCUUUGAUGAGGUCAAACGACCUCUACAGUAUAGGAGCACAGUACGACACAUGGUCACGCACAGUAGUAGACUUCUGAGAUACCUCCAUAGC